AUGAAGGUUGGCCAAAAAAACGGAGCGAAUCAACAACCGCGUGUGUCGAGCAUUUCAAAACGCGCGAUGAGCUCAAAACGACAAUCGGCGACGAAUUGCACCAAAAACGACGUCGACGAAUCGCUUCCCGUGUAUUCCGUCGAGGAGUCGAAAAACGGACAGCUCAUCAAUCGUCAGAAGCGCCUCAUAUGGCCGUGCCCGCGUCCGUUCUCGAAGAAGGAGUUCGAGAAGCGGUGCGGCGGCGGCGAUAAUUUGAGCUGCUCGAGCAGCUUCACAAAUUGCGCAACGCUUACCGAUUUGUCAACGACGACGACGACGAAAAGCGAAGGCGACGAAUCGCCGGAAACCGAUGCGUUUGUGGGCGGCGCCACAUCAAGCAAUGCCCAAAAGUUACUCGGACAUCGCAGUUUUGUCCUUUACUAUAGAAUGCCCGAUGAUGGGACCAUUCCAUUGCGAAUGCCGCUAAUGCUGGUCUACAAAUCGACAAACAACAUUUACUAUCACUUUACAAUCAGCGAAAGGAAACAAUACGAUCCAAGUGGGCACAUGACGAAGAAAUUCUUUAAAGUCGAAUGCGGCGAUUCCCUCGAGUUUCUUUCGAUGGAAGCGCUCAUCCGCCACUAUGAGACGUUUGUUUACCACGACGUUUGGACCGGCUCGAUGGAGUCAUUCCCAGUUGGUACGCGCGAGGGCGCUGUUUACGACGUCUACAAGUGA
Molecule: messenger RNA, 717 nt
Organism: Caenorhabditis bovis
Lineage: Eukaryota; Metazoa; Nematoda; Chromadorea; Rhabditida; Rhabditidae
Source: the annotation of a GenBank genome assembly